This is a messenger RNA of Umbelopsis ramanniana AG, 734 nucleotides long. RefSeq lists its product as uncharacterized. Gene Ontology annotation, cellular component: endoplasmic reticulum. The transcript has 4 exons. Lineage: Eukaryota; Fungi; Mucoromycota; Umbelopsidomycetes; Umbelopsidales; Umbelopsidaceae. The coding region runs from base 270 to 692 and encodes 140 amino acids. Gene Ontology annotation, molecular function: ubiquitin protein ligase activity; ubiquitin-like protein conjugating enzyme binding. Gene Ontology annotation, biological process: ubiquitin-dependent protein catabolic process. The record is from RefSeq and is a predicted model, not a curated record.
CUUGGACCAAGACAAGACCCCAUUCUCAUAUGACACAUCUCAGCUACGGCGGCGACAUACGCCCGCGGUAACCAUGCCGGAUGAACCAUCGGCCAAUGCAGAGGAUGUCAAAAGACGUCCAUCGACUGACCUCAGCGUCGGUGGAGGCUUCUAUGAAUGUAACAUAUGCUUUGAUACCGCCACACACCCUGUGGUCACUGUCUGUGGCCAUUUAUUCUGGUAAGUAAUGGGGUAUCUAUCACCGUGACCCGCACCUAUAUAAUGACCUCAUGUCUUUCCGCAGUUGGUCUUGCCUUGCUCAAUGGCUUCACCAGACCUCGCGAAAUCCAACUUGUCCAGUGUGCAAAGCCGGUUGUGGAAAGGAUAAAGUAGUGCCUGUCUAUGGUCGUGGACGGGAGCAAAAGGAUCCAAGAGAGGACCCAACGAUACCAACACGUCCACCUGGGCAACGGCCGGCUCCGUUGCGUGAUCCAAAUUCUUCAUUCUUUGGAGCUCCAAUGCGAGGAGCCACCUAUAGCACUGGUAACUUUGCUAUCUCGGCUGGAUUUGGCGUCUUUCCUGGAUUGUUUGGCGUUACCAUUAACCAUACUCGUAUGUCUCCUCACGCUCGAGCUCAACAAGAUGCUUUCAUGGCUAGAUUGUUCUUGAUGAUCGGAGCCUUAUUUAUUAUAACCAUCGUAUACAGUGGCUAGUUCUUUUCACUCUCAAUGGAGGAAAAAAAAAAAGAAAAAAAA